Fraxinus pennsylvanica is the source of this 4935-nucleotide messenger RNA. NCBI's taxonomy places the organism in Eukaryota, Viridiplantae, Streptophyta, Magnoliopsida, Lamiales, Oleaceae. The record is from the annotation of a GenBank genome assembly.
AUGAUUGAUUUAUGGGAGGUGAAAUUAGAAAAAAAUGAGCACAGUUUUAUUCCUCGACUUGUGUCCCAUAUUGAUUUGGCCUCAGAUAAGCAGGAGCUGAAUGAUCGUCUAAAAAGCGUAUUUUUGGACAAAAUUAAGGGAUUGACGGAGGGAAACUUGGUGCAAAAAUGGGCGAAGAAACUGGAGAAUGCUGUGGUUGAGAUCAAGGUGAUUUCAGAUAAAUUGAAGAAGCCGUCACAGCUAAGAAUCUUUCAAGAGUUGAAGAGGAAAAAGCAAGGAUUGGAGGCUGAGAGAGAUUUGAUCUCAAAGAGGGUUGAAGAAUUCAAGAGUGGGCUGAGGUGUAUUGUUGAUUAUUUGGAGAAUGAGGAGAAAACGGAGCUGGUGGUAGAGGUGUUUCAUUUAGAGGGAGAGGUUGACUGGGGAAGGAUUUACAGCCUGUUAAGGAGGGAAUGUAGGCGGCUUGAUGAAGGAUUGCCAAUUUAUGCAUAUCGGCAUGAUCUUUUGAAACAAAUUCACGGCCAGCAGAUAACAGUGCUGAUAGGGGAGACUGGCUCAGGAAAGAGCACGCAAUUGGUUCAGUUUCUUGCUGAUUCGGGAAUAUUUGGUCACGAGUCUAUUGUUUGCACUCAGCCACGUAAACUUGCUGCCAUCUCGUUGGCAGAAAGGGUUAAAGAGGAAAGUUGUGGUUGUUCCAAAGACACUUCAGUUAUUUUUUGUUCAUCAUGUUCGUCAUCUCAGGAGUUCGGUUGUAAGGUUAUAUUCAUGACUGACCACUGCCUACUGCAACACUACAUGAGCGAUGUGCAAUUAUCCCGGAUCUCAUGCAUUAUUGUUGAUGAGGCUCAUGAAAGAAGCUUGAACACUGAUCUCCUUCUGUCGAUGAUUAAGAAUCUACUCGGUCAGAGGCCUGAUUUGAGGCUUAUAAUUAUGUCUGCAACAGCUGAUGCAGACCAGUUGGCAGACUACUUUUUUGGUUGUGGAACCUUUCACGUGGCGGGCAGAAAUUAUCCGGUUGAUAUUAAAUACGUCCCAUGCAAUGAAGGAUAUUUCAGUCCUCGAUUGAUUGCGUCAUAUGUUUGUGAUGUUGUGAGGAUGGUGACUGAGAUCCACAAAACAGAGAAGGACGGAACAAUACUUGCCUUCUUGACCUCUCAGAUGGAAGUAGAAUGGGCUUGUGAGAUGUUUCAAGCUCCGUCUGCCAGUGUGUUACCUUUACAUGGAAAACUUUCUUACGAGGACCAACAUCGAGUUUUUCUGAACUACCCAGGAAAAAGAAAAGUUAUAUUCACCACUAACGUUGCUGAGACAUCAUUGACAAUUCCAGGGGUCAAAUAUGUGGUUGAUUCUGGAAUGGUGAAGGAAAGCAGAUUUGAUCCUGCCACUGGCAUGAACGUUUUAAGGGUUUGCAGAAUCAGCCAGAGCUCUGCAAAUCAACGGGCCGGUCGUGCUGGGAGAACUGAGCCUGGAACAUGUUAUAGACUCUACACAGAAGAUGAUUAUUCUUCGAUGCUGCCUCAUCAGGAACCAGAAAUUCGUAUGGUUCAUCUUGGUGUUGCAGUUCUGAGGAUUCUUGCUUUAGGCAUCAAGAAUGUGGAGGAUUUUGAUUUUGUUGAUGCACCCAGUGUCAGAGCGAUAGAGAUGGCCACCGGAAAUCUUAUUCAAUUAGGAGCUGUUGUAGUGAGAGAUGAUGCUCAUGAAUUAACCAAAGAAGGUUGGGAUUUAGUUAAGUUGGGUAUUGAACCUCGUCUUGGUAAAAUAAUCCUUAAAUGUUUCCAUGAGCGUCUAGGUAUUGAGGGCCUUGUUCUUGCUGCAGUUAUGGCAAAUUCUAGUAGCAUAUUUUGCAGGAUUGGUACAGAGGAAGAUAAGUUGAAAUCUGAUUGCCUUAAGGUGCAAUUUUGCCACCAAAAUGGGGAUCUCUUCACUUUGCUGUCUGUUUAUAAAAAGUGGGAGGCUGUGCCUCAGGAAAGGAAAAAUAUCUGGUGCUGGGAAAAUAGCAUUAAUGCGAAGGCCAUGAAGAGAUGCCAUGACACUGUGCAAGAACUGGAAGCUUGCCUUAAGCAUGAAUGCAAUAUUAUUGUGCCAAGUUACUGGCGUUGGGAUCCUCACAUUACUGAGCAUGAUGAAACUUUGAAAAAUGUAAUUCUUUCUUCCCUUGCAGAAAAUGUGGCAAUGUACUCUGGGUAUGAUCAACUUGGAUAUGAAGUGGCAUCGACUGGGAAACAUGUUCAACUGCAUCCUUCAUGUUCUUUACUAAACUUUAGUCAGAGGCCACGAUGGGUGGUUUUUGGAGAGGUUCUCUCUGUAUCUAAUGAGUAUCUGGUCUGUGUUACUGCAAUUGACUAUAAAUCUUUGUCUACUCUUUCUCCUCCGCCAGUUUUUGAUUUCUUGAAGAUGGAUAGCCAGCAGUUGCAGAAGAGGGUUUUGCCGGGACUCGGAAGUGUAGUGCUAAAAAGAUUCUGUGGGAAAUGUAAUAGUAAUGUAUGCCAUCUUGUUUCUUGCAUUAGAGCUUCAUGUAUGGAUGAACGGAUAGGUAUUGAAGUUUGUGUAGAUAGCAAUGAAAUAUUUUUGUAUGCUUCUUCUCAAGACAUGGAGAAAGUUUGGAGCACUGUGAAUGAUGCAUUGGGGUAUGAAAUUAAGUUGCUGCAGAAUGAAUGCUUGGAGAAAUGUUUGUAUAAGGGAGGACCCAAGGUCUUUCCUUCAGUUGCUCUGUUUGGAGCUGGUGCCAAGAUAAAACAUCUGGAGCUUGAGAAGAGAUUUUUGACUGUGGACAUAUUUCAUUCAAAUUUGGAUGCCCUUCAUGAUAAGGAGCUCCUCAUGUUCUUGGAGAGAUUCACCUCAGGUGAUAUUUGUGCCAUUUACAAGUUCUCAGGCAUUGGCCAAGACAGCAGGGAGAACGGAAAGUGGGGAAGGGUAACGUUUUUAACACCUGAUGCUGCUGAGAAAGCUGUUGAUUUAAAUCAGUUUGAGUAUGGUGGUGGCUUGUUAAAGGUAGUUCCUUCAAGGAACCCCUAUGGUGGUGAUCACAAAUCGGCUUCAUUACCCUCUUUUAAAGCAAAAAUAUAUUGGCCUCGUAGGGUCAGUAAAGGGGUAGCAAUUGUGAAGUGUCAUCCGAGGGAUGUCAUCUUUAUGGUUAGUGACUUCUCCGAUCUGAUGAUUGGAGGUAAAAUUGUUCGGUCUGUACCUGGUGAGAAGUAUAUGGACAGCGUUGUGAUUAAGGGACUGGAUAAGGAACUCUCUGAAGAUGAUAUAUUUGAGGUGCUAAAUGCAGCAACAAGCAAACAGAUCCUGGACUUCUUUUUAUUGAGAGGAGAUGCUGUGGAUGAUCCUCCAAUCCUGGUUUGUCAGGAAGCAAUUCUGCGAGAAAUUUCCCCCUUUAUGCCUAGAAGGGGCCUACAGGGUAACUCUGUCUGCGUUCAGGUCUACCAACCAGAACCAAAGGAUAGUUGCAUGAGAGCCUUAAUUACAUUUGACGGAAAUUUACAUUUGGAGGCAGCGAAGGCUUUGGAGCAAAUUGCUGGGAAAGUAUUGCCUGGAUGUCUUUCCUGGCAGAGGAUAAGAUGCCAGCAACUGUUUCAUAGCUCUGUAUCCUGUCCUGCACCUGUCUAUCUUGUUAUCGAGAAACAGCUGGAUUCUUUACUUUCAAGGGUUCAGCGGCGAAAGGGUGCCGAAUGUAACCUAGAGAGGAACCAGAAUGGUUCUUAUCGAGUAAAGAUAUCUGCCAGUGCUACAAAAGUUUUGGUUGAAUUGAGAAGACCUCUGGAGCAGCUCAUGAACGGGACGAUCUUACAACAUGCUGAUAUUACUCCUGCAGUUAUACAGCAUCUCUUUUCACGAGAUGGUGUUAUGCUUUUGAAAUCAAUUCAGCGAGAUACAGGAACCUAUAUACUAUUUGACAAGCAUAGCCUAAUUAUCAGGGUGUUUGGGUCUGCAGACAAGAUUGAUGUUGCACAGCAGAGGCUGGUCAAAUCCCUUCUUGCUCUCCAUGAUAGUAAGAAACUUGAGAUCCAACUUCGUGGUGGACUUCUACCUCCUGAUAUGAUGAAGAGAUUAGUUCAGAAUUUUGGAUCAGACCUUCACGGGCUUAAAGAAAAUGUUCCCGAGGCAGAGUUCUCUUUAAAUGCCAGACGCCAUUGCAUAUCUAUGGUUGGGACCAAAGAAUUGAAGCAAAAAGUUGAAGGCAUAAUUCAUGAUAUCGCACAAACUAGUCUACAAAGUCAAGGAAAUGACGACGAUUUUGCCUGUCCGAUUUGCUUGUGUGAAGUGGAAGAUGGUUACAGGCUCGAAGGCUGUACACACGAGUUCUGUCGGUUAUGCUUAGUAGAUCAGUGUGAGUCUGCUAUAAGAAGUCAAGACAGUUUCCCCUUAGUCUGUACACGUAACGGCUGUGGGGCUCUGAUUCUGCUUACAGACUUGAGGUCUUUAUUGUCUAGUGAGAAGUUGGAGGAACUUUUCAGGGCAUCCCUGGGUGCAUUUGUGGCAGGGAGUGGGGGCGCUUAUAGAUUUUGUCCUUCACCUGACUGUCCAUCAGUUUAUCGAGUGGCAGAUCGUGGUACUUCAAGCGAACUAUUUGCCUGCGGUUUGUGUUUAGUGGAGACAUGUACACGGUGCCACAUGGAGUAUCAUCCAUACGUGUCAUGCGAGAAGUAUCAGGAGUUCAAAGACGACCCUGAUUCUUCUCUGAAGGAAUGGUGUAACGGGAGAGAGAAUGUGAAGAAGUGCCCAUGCUGUGGUUUCACGAUUGAGAAGGUGGAGGGGUGCAAUCAUGUCGAGUGUAGGUGCGGGAGACACAUUUGCUGGGUCUGUUUGGAGUGUUAUGGGAGCAGUGAUGAUUGCUAUGGUCAUCUGAGGUGCACACAUCUCCUAAUGCAUGAAGAUGUGCAUACGAUGUCGAUGAAAAGAGCAUCUGAAUCUACAUGUUUUGGGAAUUUACAGUGA